Messenger RNA from Aspergillus sclerotioniger CBS 115572, 888 nucleotides. RefSeq lists its product as uncharacterized. The record is from RefSeq and is a predicted model, not a curated record. The transcript has a single exon. Bases 37 to 762 code for a protein of 241 amino acids. Lineage: Eukaryota; Fungi; Ascomycota; Eurotiomycetes; Eurotiales; Aspergillaceae.
CACCUCAUCUCCAGAUUGCCAACCCAAUCCACCACCAUGAAGCUCCCACUUCUCAUCCCCCUCCUCUACGCUACCCUCUCCCACGCAGCAGCCACCACCCUCUGCGGCCCAGAUGAAGCAAUCCUCAUCCUGGAGAACAACACCACUGCAACCAUCAAGAAAGCAGACCUAGCCUCCUACCUCCCCAACAUCUCCUUCCUCCCACCCAAUACCACCACCCCUCCCCUCCUCACCACCACCACCACCAACACCAACCACACCAAGCGCGGCAGUUCCACCGAACUCAUCAUCGAGCUCCCCGACCUCGACUUCCUCGGCUGGGACAUUGCCAUGUCCACCGUCACCCACGCCAACCAAGCCGACGCGACCCUCGCCAUCGCCGGCGGACAAAUGAUCGCCAACAGCAUCGCCAUCGGCGCAUCCGCCGACUUCACCCUAGUCGAGGACUUUCUCUCCGCCAGUUACAGUCUGACCUACACACAGACCGUGACGAGCACGUUGACCGGCACGGUCACGAUGACGAUCCCGGCCAACAAGUGGGGAGCGAUUGUCAGUAACCCACUUACCCACCGGAAGCGGGGGUAUGUGUUCACGGGAGAGCCAGGAAAUGGCCAAUUCGAGUAUUACCAGGCGGAUUCGUUCGAUAGUGCUAGUUACACGUAUUCAGCGGGAACUUUGUCGUGGGUAAAGGGCGUGGUGACCACUUGUUUGGGGGAUGGAUACCCUUUGCCUAGAUGUGAGGGGAGUGGGGAUUUGGAGUGAUUCACUCUAUGGGUGAGGGGAUGCUGAGUUGAUUACAACCUAGAGUUGGAGAAAGAGUUUCGGGGUGGAUGAUUUCCGCCUCGCAUGUUAAAUACACAGAUAGAUAGCGAAAUGUCAGACGUAGCC